Messenger RNA from Glossina fuscipes, 1599 nucleotides. RefSeq lists its product as uncharacterized. The record is from RefSeq and is a predicted model, not a curated record. The coding region runs from base 62 to 1444 and encodes 460 amino acids. NCBI's taxonomy places the organism in Eukaryota, Metazoa, Arthropoda, Insecta, Diptera, Glossinidae. The transcript is spliced from 4 exons.
AAUUUGUUAUUUGAGAAAAUUAAUAAAAUAAUUGUACAGAAAAUCUUUUGUUGAAAUUGAAAUGAUUAUUAUGCAUGUGGAUGUUGAACCAGGUUUUCGCAAGGCAGACAUUAACAGUAUACCCCAGAUGCGAAGUGACACUAUAUUUGGAUUUAUAGCUAAGGUCGCAAAAACGAAAAAUAGUUCUGCAAAUACCGCUGGACAGACUCUGGACACGGAUUUGCGAGUAGAUUAUGUGCAAAUUAGGCGAGUAGCUGAAGUAACUGAAGUGCGUGCUUUGGUAUUUCCUGCGGCCGCAGUAAUCACUGCCAGCCCAGCAGAAAGUCACGUCCGCGUCUCAAUAAAAAUUGAUAUUAAAAAAGAUGAAAUAAUUGAGACGUCAUGUGAACAAUGUCAGAAUAAGGAAACAUGCGCUCAUUUAUUAGCGUUUAUUUUUUGGCUGCAUCGUAAAAGUACAGACUCUGAUACACCCGCUUUAUAUGAUUUCUGGGGUCAUGAAACUGAAUCACUGGCAGAUGAAAGCCGAAUGGAAUUCGUGCGCAUUCGCGAUUUAUUUGCCUGCGAUGAAUUACGUAUGGAAGGUGAUUUGGAAGCGACGGCUGUGACUGAAAUGGACGGUGCUGCUUUUUUAGAAGCAGUACUCGACGAAAUGGAAGGACUAGGUUUAAGAGAUUCAACCCUUUACAGCCAUAGUCGUCCGGCGCUUGAUGAAUUCGAGCCUUUAUUCAUACAUCACACUCUGUUAGACGCCUGUAAUAACGGUGUUAAGGACACUAACACAUUUGUAAUGCAUAUGGAAGAUCAAGCUAAACAGGGCUUGUUCGAUCGCGUAGCAGAAGUUUCAAAAACAAGUUAUAAAACUCCUCUAUGGCUAGAAGUGCAAUAUAUGCGUUUACGUUGUUCUCUCAUACAUCGCAUCGCAUCGCGCAAAGAGAAAGACUCACUAGAGGAUGAGCAGAUAGUGGAAGCUUUAUUCUGUAAGGGUCGUGAUUAUAAUUGCGAAGAGAAACAACAACUUAAACAACAUAAGCGGUUUAUACUUAAACAAACGGAAAAAUUGGAAAAUAAAACUUAUCACGAAUGUGGUCUAUUGUUAAAUGAAAGUUAUCCAUACAUAUGUGCCGCUCCUGACGGUAUAACAGAUGAUCAUAUUGUAGAAAUAAAAGCACCACGAACAGACCAAGAAUUUGAAAAGUAUUUGGAGGGGCGCGAGACAAUUGCACCUAAAUAUAUGGCGCAGAUACAAAUACAAAUGUACAUGGCUAAUGUCACUAAGGCUUUAUAUUGUGUCCUAAGUCCAACAUUUGAUACUAAUGGCGCAUUGCACUACGUUUGGGUACAAGCAGAUAUGGAAUUCGUGGCGAGUUUAUUGGGAGCUGCAGAGGAUUUCUGGAAGGAAGUAGCAUUUCCACGUUUAGCAAAAAUCUACUUAGCUAAUGUCUAAAAAAAAACAAACAAAACCUAAUAAGAAAUAUACACACAAGAUUAUGUUGAAAAAUACUUUAAAUAACGAUGAUAUAAAUAAUUAUGCGCGUUAUAAAUAACACUUGCAAAAGCAAAACUGAUAAGAAAGCAAUUCAUUGUUAAUUUCAUAGCAUC